Rhinichthys klamathensis goyatoka is the source of this 1190-nucleotide messenger RNA. Its product is annotated as E3 ubiquitin-protein ligase TRIM47-like. The transcript has 6 exons. NCBI's taxonomy places the organism in Eukaryota, Metazoa, Chordata, Actinopteri, Cypriniformes, Leuciscidae. The record is from RefSeq and is a predicted model, not a curated record. Gene Ontology annotation, molecular function: zinc ion binding. The coding region runs from base 72 to 1190 and encodes 372 amino acids.
UCUACACAAAAUACCUUUUACCAAUACUGGGAGAACCUGACAAACACGGCAGACAACUUGAAAGCACCAAAAUGGCAGACUCUCUCUUUGAUACUGAAAAUCCUUUAAACUGUCCGAUCUGUCUGAAUCUGCUUAAGGAUCCAGUGACUACAUCUUGUGGGCACAGUUUCUGCAUGGACUGUAUUAAGAGCUGCUGGGACCAGGAGGAUCAUAGAGGCGUUUACAGCUGCCCUACAUGCAGGAUAACAUUCAACCAAAGACCAGCACUCAGCAGAAGCACUGUACUGGCUGAUAUUUUAGGGGGAAUGAAGCAGGAAGAUCAAGCUGGACCUGGAGACGUGACGUGUGAUGUUUGCAAAGGAAUAAAAGUAAAAGCCAUCCAGUCUUGUUUGGUUUGUAUGGCUUCUUACUGCCCAACUCACAUCCAACCUCAUCAUGAAUCUGAAGCUUUUAAAAAGCACAAGCUGGUCAAAGCUUCCCCAAAUCUACAGCAGCAGAUCUGCCCUCACCAUCAUAAAGCACUGGAGGUUUACUGCUACAAUGACAAGAAGUGUAUUUGUGUAGUUUGUAUGGGGAAUCAGCACAGUGGACAUAAGACAGUCUCAGCUGCAGCUGAAAUGCCAAAAAAACAGGAGCAACUGAAAAUAAUAAAGAAGUAUUUAAUUCAGAAAAACUACAACAUGGGCAAGGAGGUUCAGAAGUUUAAGGAAGCUGUGGUCUCUCAUAAGCGCUCUGCACAGGCAGCAGUGGAGAACAGUGACCGAAUCUUCACCGAGAUCAUCCGCUCCAUUCAGAACAUGCGAGCCGAGGUGAGAGAGAAGAUCAGAGCUCAGGAGAACAAGGAAGUGCGAGAUGCAGAGAGUCACAUACAGAGACUGCGCCAGGAGAUCGUUAAACUACUAAAGCAGAAUAGUAAACUGGAGCCCCUUUUACAUACUGAGGAUCACGUUUAUUUCUUCCAGAAUUACCCUUUCUCUUCUGGAAUUUUACAAUACAAUUCAUUCAAAGAUGUUCAUAACCUGACAUUUGAGAAAUUAGAACAAUCUCUCUCAGAGCUGAAAAGCCAACUGGAUGAAGUCUGUGAAGAGCACAUGGGCAGAAUAUUUAACAAAGUGGAUGAUGUUCAAAUGUUCGAUGAAACUGAAAGGUCCCAGAGCAAACGGAAGAGAGGCUCUUGGAAGAGCGGGUAA